Molecule: messenger RNA, 1485 nt
Organism: Rubroshorea leprosula
Lineage: Eukaryota; Viridiplantae; Streptophyta; Magnoliopsida; Malvales; Dipterocarpaceae
Source: the annotation of a GenBank genome assembly
AAUUGAAAAAGCCAGUUGUCUUCUCCGGCGCCAAAUCCUCUGUGGAGAUGUUAGCCGGCAAACUCUGAAUAUUUAAAACUAAAAAUUAAAAAUAAAUCAAGAAAAAAAAAUACAAAACAAAUUGCUCAUCAAUUUUUUUCAAUACAAAAUUAAAAGGCUUAUAGGCUUCUUGAGCAACGGCAUCUCGAACCAGAGUCAUUCCAACCAGGAGGCGGUCCUCCGAGCAAACGCACGAUGGCGCCGCAGUGCAAACUACGAAAACCAGUAAUCUCAAUAGCUCGAUUGAAUUCCCAUUUAUGGGGUGAUAUGGUUCUUAUAAAAACAAUGAUCUUUUCAAUUUUUGGUAAAGCAAAAUAGAUAGAGGCUAAUAAAACAAAAGGCAAAUUUUGUAAGAGGAAUUUAAUCGAACAACUGAUAACCAGCAACAGUAAUACCAAAGUAAUCACCAUAUUUUCUUCUGAUGUGAUUCACUCAAAGCGGCCAUCAGUGCAAGCGUUUCCCGGGGGAAAUUAGUCUCCGGAGCCACCACUGAUUCCAAUUUGACUUCUUCAGUGCCCACAUUUGCGAAUCCGUUCUGGAAUGAAAUGAUUGUCAUUGCUAAAAGAUCGAUGACGAACUCAAGAAGAAUGCCUGAACUGUUUAGAAUCCGAUUGGGCACCGUUGUGGUCACCUUAUUCAUCUUGGCGACGAUAUUCUGGCACCUGGACAAUUCCCCCAAAGGGGUUCAAGAACGAAUUGGGUUCUUCGCCUUCGCCAUGUCCACCAACUUCUACACCUAUGCUGAAGCCAUCCCUGUUUUCCUCCAAGAACGCUACAUCUUCAUGAGAGAAACAGCUUACAAUACCUACCGCCGACCAUCCUACGUCCUCGCCCACUCCAUAAUUUCCAUCCCUUCCUUAAUCGUCCUCUCCAUCUCCUUUGCCGCCAUAACUUUUUGGACGGUAGGACUUGCCGAUGGCUUCCAUGGGUUGCUCUUCUUCUUCCUCACCAUCUUCGCCUCCUUCUAGGCCGAAAGCUCCUUCAUCACAUUCCUCUCUGGCGUCGUCUCCCAUGUCAUGCUUGGAUUCACUGUAGCAGUCGCCAUCCUCACCUACUUCCUCCUUUUCAGCGGCUUCUUCAUCUCCCUCGACUAAAUCCCCUUAUAGGCGAAAAUGUGAGGUGGAAUGAAAAUAGUGACAUGUAAUCAAUUUGCUGAGUUGUUUUUUCCAUGUAACCUUAUAAAAAUUAAAAGUGGUAAUUGUUAGACACUUAAACAUGCCAGGUAUGCAGUCUGUCAACAGAAGGACCAUUUGGGUUACAGAAAAAUAAAGUUAAAGGACCACUUGGGUGCUUUCUAAAGUUAAAGGACGAACUAAGUUCUAUAAUGAAAGUUUAAGGACCAAAUUGGGUAUUAAACCUUCUAGAAAUAACUCUCCGGACCAUUUGGAUCCAUGGCUUUUGGGCUUCUCAAAUAUGUUUCUCCUUUACUAGAAUCUGCAAAGAUGC